Macroventuria anomochaeta is the source of this 2407-nucleotide messenger RNA. RefSeq lists its product as uncharacterized. NCBI's taxonomy places the organism in Eukaryota, Fungi, Ascomycota, Dothideomycetes, Pleosporales, Didymellaceae. The transcript has 3 exons. The record is from RefSeq and is a predicted model, not a curated record. Bases 102 to 2276 code for a protein of 724 amino acids.
UCCCAUAUUCCUACCCUUAUCCUUAAUGGUCCGUUUCAGCCUGUCCGCACGCGUCCGAGACCUCACAUUUUGUGGUACCUGGUACAACAUCACACCACAGCAUGUCUUUGAACUCUGAUCCACGCCAUCGCGCAACCACAUCGCAAAAUUCCAUUACAUCGCCACUCGCACAAGCUCCUAAAUUCACCCCACCGUCACAUCCGCGACCUGCUCCUGCCUUCCGCAGGCCGCUCUCCGAGGCAUCAGAUCAGUCCAACCGUCAUUCAGGCCCAACUAUUCGCAUUGUCGACGAUCCUGGGAACGACGUAUACGACAAAUUUCCAUUGCCCAGCGAACCCUCGCAAAUCCUUCCACCUCCUCGAAAUGCGCCAGGUUACGCGUUCGAGACCCCAGGAUCUCGUGUUUCAAGUGGCAGCCGGGUUGCCAAUGCCCUCGCAAAGUUCGAAGCCAUCGGUGCCAGCAGCACCCUUGCUCCACAGCCACCCUCCUAUCGUCCAAAGAACACUUUCAGACACUCGGUGUCGACUAACACGUCUGAGGACGACACCCUUGUGGGAACUUUCAACUCGCGAUCCUCCCUGAGAUUUUCCCAAGGAAGCACACCCCCGUCCUCGCCUGGUCAAGCUGAAUUAAAGGACUUUGAAACAGGGCUGGAAGUACUAGAAGAAGAAACAACUCCUCCUGCUAGAAGAUCCACUAUACGCGCUGUUCCACCUUCAUCGUCCGGUGGUGAAUCAGUUGCAAGUCGUACUCGCGCCUUAUCGCCUCAGGAAUCUGUUGCAUCGCUUGCCUCAACCAUACCUGCGGCCUCACCCACCUCGCCUAGUAAUGCCGACCGAAACUCGACGGGUGUCAGUCGACCGUUACCGAAAGAGCACACCCCGUCUGCCGGAUCUGAAGACGGACGGCAACAGGCUCUCGAUAGUGACUUUUCGCAUCGACAACUUGUAUUGAAGCCAUCCACGGAGUCGUUUGCAUACUCUGACAUUUCGUCUACUAGCAUCGAACCGAAACAGCCUACCUUCUCGCCAUCGCCAACUAUUCAUGAAGCGAGUACAGCCACUUGGGCAAGCGGGGUCAAAGUCAACUAUCCGGUCGUACGCGCCCCCACCGCCAACAGUCAGCGGGCCGAGUCCCAGAAUACACCGAACAUUGCAUCCCGAAUGCUCGACCGCGGUCUGGCGCACAACUGGAGCUCCCAGCUCUCCACUAUCGCCUCCGUUUCUGAACGCGACUCUCGGUCACUUGCACGUGGAUCACGAUCGUUCAGCCCAAGAUCGCAGUCAUCGGACAGUUAUGCAGAAAGAAGUCAGACGCAUCUGCCGAGGAGGAGAGGGCAGACUGUUGGAAGCUACAACUCUUCGUCAGACAACUACUCAUCCGAGCCUUCAGAGUCGGCAGUUCCCCUGCCACUGUUUUCGCCGCAAUUGCAACCGUCUAGCGAGUACAACGAGAAGAGCUUCGGAGAUGAGGAUCUCGACACAGUCUCACCACUACCCCCAUCCAACACAAUUCGCAUGAAGAACUCAGGAUAUCUCCGAAGACAAAACAGCGAGACAUCACUAAACUCGUCGCGACCAGGCUCGUCACAGUCGGAUGUUUCCACGUUCAAUCGCAGCAUCAUCCCAGCAUGGGCGAGGGCAUACUACCAACGCGGUGAACGGAUCUCAAUGAUACCUGCUGCUUCAGAAUCGUCUGGCAGCAUACGACUGGGAACAUCACACAGCGGUCGCACCCACACUCCUUCCGAAAGCAACUUCCCAGCGCACAUCUACCGCCCACGCAACCGACCACACAACCGCGGGUCACACGCCGACACCAUGUCGCUAUCUUCAGAACAGCUGAUUGACGAGAAUGGCUACGCGACCGGACCUCAUAUGCAGCCCAUCAGUGGUUGGUCAACGCCACACCUUCGUACCGAUAGGCGCGGUUAUCCUCGCUACAGUUUCUGGAAGGCACCAUCGAUGGACAGCGAUUUCGGCAAGCGACCCUUCAGCCGACAAAACAGGCAGAUUCUCCUUUUCACGUUGGGAUUCAUCUUCUUCCCAGCAUGGUGGAUCGCCUCCUGCUUACCGCUGCCAUUCGACCCGUCUUUGGUACAGAACGAGAGUCAAGUCGACUUCGAGCAGCAGUACGCCCAGCAAAUCGCGACCGUAGACGACAAGGCAUAUCAGAAAGCCAACUGGUGGCGCAAUUUGAACAGAGUGAUGUCAGGGGUUGGAACGCUCCUAGUUGGCGUCAUAGUUGCACUUGGCAUCCUGGCUUCCAGGAUGUGAUUGUCUGCUUUCUAACUCGCAAACAACAUCACCAAUCUACAACACAUCCCCCACGAAUCUCUCUGUCAUAUCGCCACUACCUCUCCAUCGACUAUACCCGCCAUUUCGAACCACUCUCGAUAACGACCGAC